AUGCCGUACUCGACCGGCAUCUAUCACGAAGGCCGGCCUCUCGGCCUGACGAUACAGCCCUUUUCAAAGCGUACUGACAAAGUUCCCAAGGCCGACGACCUUUUUCGAUGGCACCUAGGCCUUAUGGUUAUCAACCCAGAUAGUGCUUUUCACGGUGGCUACUUCAAUGUAGAGAUACGGUUCACGAAUGAAUACCCAUAUAAACCGCCUACGUUCCGCUUCACGCCGGCGAUCUUCCAUCCCAAUAUUUACCCCGAUGGCCAGUUGUGCAUUUCUAUUUUGCAUCAACCAGGCGAGGACAUCAUGUCCGGUGAAGCCGCAGGGGAGCGGUGGUCGCCACUGCAAGGAGUCGAGUCUGUAUUGCUUUCGGUGUUGUUGUUGCUAGAUAACCCGGAAAUCUCGUCGCCUGCAAACGUCGACGCCGGCGUAUUGUAUCGUGAUAACCGCUCCUUGUACAAUGCACGGGCGCAUUCCGCUGUGGAUCGAUCGAAAAAGGAUAUUCCGCCAGAUUUUGUUAUGCCUACAAAGUUCGAAGAAGAGCCACCGAAAGCAACCGUCAACGAUGACGCUUUUUGGGCCGAGACGGAUGAGGAGUUGGACUUUGGCAGCGAUACUGGAGACGAAGAUGAACAAGAGGGCGACUUCGGAGAUGAAGACAGAAAGGAUGGCGACGAUGAGAGUGACGACGACAAAUAG
Molecule: messenger RNA, 696 nt
Organism: Grosmannia clavigera kw1407
Lineage: Eukaryota; Fungi; Ascomycota; Sordariomycetes; Ophiostomatales; Ophiostomataceae
Product: ubiquitin conjugating enzyme
Exons: 3
Coding region: 1-696 (231 amino acids)
Biological process (GO): protein polyubiquitination; proteasome-mediated ubiquitin-dependent protein catabolic process
Molecular function (GO): ubiquitin conjugating enzyme activity
Source: RefSeq, a predicted model, not a curated record